Rhopilema esculentum is the source of this 7149-nucleotide messenger RNA. NCBI's taxonomy places the organism in Eukaryota, Metazoa, Cnidaria, Scyphozoa, Rhizostomeae, Rhizostomatidae. The record is from RefSeq and is a predicted model, not a curated record.
UAAUUAAUCCAAAAUAAACUACCAAUGACGAUGCUCUAUUCAAUUUACGUCAAUUGGCUCAAACGAAAGUGUAAUUAUUAUAAUCGAAGGAAUUAAAAAAAGGUAAACAGAAAAGCUGCCUCACAAAAUCACAAGAUACAGUUAAGGCUUAAUUACACUAAAUCAAAAACCUUAAUCGACUACGCAUUGAAAAUUAACGUGAAAACCCGAACAGUUACUAACUGAUUGUGCGGCUUCAAGCGAAAGUGAACACAUUUACAGCCAAGUGAACAAAUAUUGGUUAAAAAGAAACGCAUGACUCUGAACUAGACAAAAAAUCAGGCCGAAAUUCGCUUUGUAGAGGCGUGCAAUGUUCUUUUGUAGAAAAUGCGGUAAAAACACGCUGAAACGGCGAAAGUGGGCCUAAUUCUAGCUGCGAAGCGAGUUUGUUGUGAGAAUCCUUUGAGCUGAUUGGUUGGGAGCAAAUAGUAGUGAUCAGAGCUCUCAGCCAAUCAAAGAUUUGACCGCUAUGCUCAUGGAACGCUGCGUUUUGAUUUGCUUAUUCUCGUCUUUGCUACUACUUUCACUGUCAUUUCUUGUGUUCUCCCCUUCUCCCUUCGUCCUUCUCCGUUUUUUGAAACCAUCAAAUACACAGCACUUCGUUAUUUUUUUGCCCAUAAUUUUUUUGAAUCACGAAAAUUGUUUUUCUCCCCCGUCUGUACUGCGAUCUCGCUGCCUCUUUUUCAGUUGCACGUUCUCCUUCACAUUGGCACACCCAUAUUGGAUUGAAAUAAAACUGCAAACACAACAAAUAGGACAGUAUCUUUUCUCUAUUCUCUUCUCUUCACUAGAUGUCACUUGUUACUCUCGUAGCAUUCUCCACAAAUAGCUCACGGGCUUCUGUCCGCACCACCUGAGCUACAGUAGCAGUUUCCGCACUACCUAGCAGAGCAAAAUCGAAGCAAUCUGCUGACGCACUUGCAUGGUUUAGCCUGGCAACAAAGCAAAAUGAACCGGCAGCCUACCAAGGUAUUGACUUUGGAAGAAGGAGAAGACCUCCGAACAUCGCAUUUCAGUCUCCAGAAUGGCACCAAUCUGAAAUUUGUCCUUGGUUCCAGCUUGCAGUCAGAACCUUGUGCCAUCUACACCAAUUACCCAAUAAAUGGUGGUGAUUUUGAAAGGGAAAAAUAUCAUAAGCUAACAUGGAUUUUCCCUUUUAAAUCAAAAGCAGAUUGUGGAGACAGAUAUGCCCUAGUACAGAUCAGUUUCCCUGGGACAUUUGCCUUCUAUCUAAGUAAAGACGAGGGAGGCAACAUUUCACAAGGAUACUUUGUAGUAGCACCAACAUUGAAAACUGGUUCUGGUCUACUUGCUUUGAAUGAUAUUGCCUUGCAAACAUAUUUAUCAAAGUCACUUGGCCAGUUCAAAGACUGGGGGAAGCGUCUACGUGUAGCUAAGGAGUCUGGGUACAAUUUCAUCCACUUUACACCAAUACAAAAGCUUGGAGACUCAAAUUCCUCAUACUCCAUUGAAAAUCAGCUAGAAAUUAACCCAAAUUUUUCAUCAAAUGAGAAACACAUUGAUUUUGGUGAUGUUGAAAACCUUGUUAAUAAAAUGAAACAUGAAUGGGAUGUUUUAUCUCUGGUGGAUGUUGUGUGGAACCAUACGGCAAACAAUAGCAAAUGGUUGCAAAAUCACCCAGAGGCUGUGUAUAAUCUUCAGAAUUCACCACAUCUCCGUCCUGCAUUUUUGAUUGACCGAGCAUUUUGGCAUUUGAAUCAAGACAUUGAAGCUGGUAAAUGGGAAUACAUCGGCUUACCAACAUAUAUUUGUGAUGAGAAUCAUCUUGAAAGAGUAGCCCAGAUUUACUGGUCAUCUAUUGUUCCCUCUUUACAAAUACAUGAGUUUUUCAUUGCUAAUGUAUCAAAGAUGGUUACCAAAUUCAAAGCUGCAUUCAAGUCAGAUAUAUGCAGACACACGGAAAAAGUCGAGCUUGAAGAUCUUAAGAUAUUGCAAGAUCCAUCAUACCGAAGAUUUGAGAGUUACAUUGACAUUGAGAUGGCUGUUGAGAUUUUUAAAAAGAAAAGUUUAGAAGAAGUAGAUGCAGUAAGAGAGUUUGAGGAUUAUAUCAAUCAGCUGAAUGAAGAAAAAAAGCAACAACUGGAUGGUUACUGCCAAGCUAUAAUUUACAAUGUAAUUGAAGGGAUAAGGUACCACUUUUUGGCUGAAAACGGGCCGAAGUACCGACAAGUGACAGAAAAGACUCCGAUAAUCACAAGGUAUUUUCUUUGCCGAGCGUCCACUAUGUCGUUGCCAGAAGAUGAAGACUUGAUGAACUCGAAUGAGUGUAAGUAUUUAUUUGCCCAUCAAGGAUGGGUGAUGAACGGAGACGCGUUGAAAGAUUUUGCUGCCCCUGACUCUUUGGUUUACAUGCGGAGAGAGCUGAUUGCUUGGGGUGACAGUGUCAAGUUGCGAUAUGGUGAGAAGAAAGAAGACUCUCCUUAUUUGUGGGAACGCAUGAAAAAGUAUACUGAAAUGAUGGCAAGAAUGUUUCAUGGUUUGCGCUUAGACAACUGCCACAGCACUCCUAUUCGUGUUGCUGAGUAUUUGCUAGAUGCCGCUAGAAAGGUGAAUCCAGAUCUGUAUGUUGUAGCAGAACUUUUUACGAAUUCAGAAGCAGUUGAUAAUAUGUUCGUGAACAGGCUUGGGAUCAAUUCUCUCAUAAGAGAGAGGAUGUCCGCGAGUGAUGCACAUGAUCUUGGGAGACAUGUUCACAGGUUUGGCGGCGAUCCUGUUGGUUCCUUCUUCAGAUCAUCUACUUCACCUCUUGUAUCCUCAAUGGCUCAUGCACUGUUUAUGGAUUUAACUCAUGACAACCAGACCCCAAUGGAAGUGCGGUCCGUGUAUGAUUUCCUGGCCAGUGCUGCAUUGGUUGCAUCCUCUACCUGUGCUAUUGGAAGCAACAGAGGCUACGACGAGCUUGUUCCACACCAUAUAAAUGUUGUUAACGAGAAACGGCUUUAUAAGGCGUGGAAUGCAGACACGUCCUAUUCGGAGAGCUGUGUUUCUUUAUCCAGUGGAAUUAUUCACGCCAAACGAACACUUAACCAUCUACACAGGGAACUCCGCACCAAAGGUUAUGAUCAGAUAUUUGUGGACCAGGUAGACGCGAACGUUGUUUCUGUCACCAGACACUGCCCAAGGACGCAUGAGUCAGUUAUCAUUGUCGCACAUACUGCGUUCAGCGACCCACCGGCAGAAGACAUGCCUUCGCCUCGUAACCUCUUACAACGGAUCCACGCCGCCACUUGUCAUCCCAGCACGAAACCUUGCGUUUUAGAAGAAAUUUCCUUCGAGGCAAUGUUAUUGCGCAAUUUGGACGAGACAGAGUUUGUUAAAAACUCAGUGUGGAUUAAUGGACUGGAGUCUUUUCAUGUUCACUUGAAUGAGCACAUUUCUGUGGAAAGGUCCAAGAUUUGCAGCUUUGUCAAGUCUGUUGACCCUGAAGAUGACCACUCGAUCGAAGUGCAUUUCGAGAAUUUUCCGCCAGGCAGCGUGAUUGCCUUCAAAGUUUCUCUCAAUGAUAAAGCUAAAAAAGCUAUUGGACAGUUAAGGUCAGUGCUAAACAUGUUUCCAGAACAAAGUUUUGAUCUAGAAACGAGCUGCAUUUCAGAAGUUCGGCCAAUUGAGCCCAUCAUUAAAGAUCUCGAUUUGGCCGCUUUAAACAGAAUUCUGUACCGAUCGCAGCCAGAAGAGGUGGAUGAUGGUCAUGGCGGUGGUGCAUAUGUUAUUCCAAAUUAUGGGCCCUUGACAUAUUGUGGCCUACAAGGCUUUGAAUCAGUUUUGUCCGUUGUCCGCGCUUCAAAUGACCUUGGACACCCAAUAUGUGACAAUCUUCGUGCUGGGAAUUGGAUGUUUGAAUACGUUGCCAAUCGUAUGAAGCAUAAUCAUCUCACCAGACAGCUUGGCUUGUGGAUGGGGUCUGUCGUUGGCUUCCUUCGCAAUUUACCCAGGUUCUUGGUUCCCUGUUACUUUGACGCUGUCAUUUGUGCGUUAUACACCAAACUAGUUUAUCAAGCCUGCUCCAAAAUGUCAAGUUUUGUGCAAAACGGGUCGACCUUUAUUCAGUGUCUUGCUCUUGGAUCGGUGCAGCUAUGUGGUCUGACAAAUAGUGCCUCGUUACCCAGACUGCCAUCAAACACAGAUAACGAAAAGGAGGUUUUGACAAUGGCAGCUGGCCUACCACACUUUGCAAUCGGCAUGUGGAGGUGCUGGGGAAGGGAUACGUUCAUCAGCCUACGAGGGAUGUUGCUCGUGACUGGCCGUUUUUCCGAAGCCAAGAGGCUCAUACUGUCAUUUGGCGGAUGCCUUCGCCAUGGACUUAUUCCAAAUUUGUUGAAUAAAGGAUCAAAUGCUAGGUACAAUUGCAGAGAUGCGCCUUGGUGGUGGCUACAAGCCAUUCAGGAUUACUGUAAAAUGGCGCCCGAAAGGGACGGCCUUCUGCAUGAAAAAGUCUACCGCAUGUAUCCUGGCGACAGUUCUCCUGUCAUCGCGAAUGACGCGCCUAUACAGCCGCUGUAUGAAAUCAUCCAGGAAGUGCUACAGAAGCAUGUGGACGGGAUUAGUUUCCGUGAGCGCAAUGCCGGAAAAUCGCUUGACUCUAACAUGAAAGAUGAAGGCUUUCAAGUGUCAGCUGGAAUCAACAGCGACACUGGAUUUCCCUUUGGUGGCAAUGCUUGGAACUGUGGUACCUGGAUGGACAAAGUUGGCGGAUCACAUUUGUCAGGCAACUGGGGUCAUCCUGCCACUCCAAGGGAUGGAAGUGCUGUUGAGAUUGUUGGCCUUUGUAAGUCAGCUGUGACGUGGCUAAACACAUUGCACGGACAAGGCAAAUAUCCUUAUGACGGUGUUCACACCAGAGAUUCGAAAUUAACAUUUGAGGCUUGGUCGAUUAAAAUCCAAAAUUCGUUCGAAGAACUAUUCUGGAUAGGAGUCGAGCCAAAUGAAAAGAUCGAGGGUGAAAGUUACAAGCUCAUACAUCGAAGAGGAAUUUAUAAGGAUUGCUACGGUAGUUCUCAGGCCUAUGCAGACUUUCAGAUGAGACCAAAUUUCCCAAUCGCCAUGGCCGUUGCACCUGAAUUGUUUGACAAAAACCACGCUUUGCAGGCACUGAAUAUGGUAGAAAAGCACUUAUUAGGGCCGCUGGGAUUGAAAACUCUCGAUCCAAGAGACUGGGUUUACGAUGGUUAUUACGAAAAUGAUCUAGACUCGACAGUCUUCAAAAAAGCACUUGGAUUCAAUUAUCAUCAAGGACCCGAAUGGGUAUGGAUUUGUGGACCAUUUCUUAGAGCAAAGCUGCAUUUCGGAAAGAUGGUUUAUGACAAAACGGAGUUUGCCGCAUGUGUUGCAGAUGUUCGAUCGAUUCUGGCUAGGCACAAAGAAGAAAUAAUGACUUCGCCUUGGCGAGGCUUGCCAGAGUUAACAAACAAAGAUGGUUCCUUUUGCCAACAUGGUUGUCCUACCCAGGCCUGGUCCAUGGCCUGCAUUUUAGAGGUUUUGUUUGACUUAGAAGCGAUUCUAGAGAACUAGAUUUUUUUUUAGAUGAGUUGGUAUCAUGAUUUCUGCUGUCAAUGAGGUCGACAAUGCUACGUUUUAACUGAUUAUUUUUCCCAAAUUGCGAUUCCGCUGUAGCAAAAAGUGAUCACCUUUGUCAUUCAAUAAUUACUUGAGCCAUUUUCAUGAGAUAUUUCCAAGGGCUUUUAAACUCAAAGCCAAGUGAUCCGCCUCACUUUUUUCACAUCUUGCUGCCAGCUAGUUUCGCUCGAUGCUUGCAUGCAAUUUUUGAUUUCAUUACUUGUCAUUUAAUGCAUUGAAACUGCAUCCUCUCCGUGGCAAUUAUAUCUACAAUAAAAAUAAUACUAAGGCAGGAAUAAUUUAAUGAGACAAUCGAAUUUUCGUGCUUUUAUUUGGUUUCUAAGAGGCCACCAGGGGAAAGAAUUGGCCUUUGAAUUCAAAUUUUUUUCGGAAGGAGGAAGAUGAUGCGGAGCCGCAUGCUGCUGUGUGAUCUGGCCUUAGUUACUUGGUUCCAUAGUUGGUGUGCACUUGAGGUCAUCCGUACUGAACUCACGCUGCUUUGAGUGUUUCUAAGUGCUUCAAAAAUUCUCUUGUGACGAGAUCACUAAGCAGUGUCAUGGCAAUGAUAUAAUAAGAAUACUAACAUCCCAGUGGCGUAAGUGGAAGGGGAUUUGGGGGCAUAGGUUUGAACUCUCUGAUCAUCCAGUAUUUUGUUCCAUCGUCCUGAAACUCUUUUGCAAGAAACGAAGGUGUAAUAUGUUUGCGUAAUAUGUAAUAUGUUUUUCUUAAAUGUUGAGAUUUAAGAAAAAAGAAAGUAAGAGCACCAACGAUAUAUAUUCCCUGCGAGGAUGACAGAAAAGGCAAGGCAAAAACAAUUGUUGUACCUGGACCUCGGUCGCCAUAGCGUCCUACAUGAUAUGAAACUAGGAAAAGAAGAGAGUGCACGCUUUUUACACUUGAAAUACCUCGUAGUAUGGCAUUUAAACGCUCACAAAACAGCAGCCUCGAACAGGCUGACGUAGCCAGGAGUUCAACAAUGGAAGGUAUAGAGAGGGGGGGGGGGGGUUAGAAAUUCUUCGCGAUGCCCCCUGGUAAUUUUCACCAUUGUUCUUUAAAAGCAUUGGCAUCCUCUAAAAAUAUGCUGGUUACGCCACUGAAAGAUGAUAGUACGUAGCGCCAUUGCGGCUCCCAUGCGUUGAUCAUAUUUGCUACUACUACUGUAAUUUAGUGGGAAAACAUCAUCAAAGUGAUAGCACUGCCUUCUUCAAUUUUUAGGUAUCAGGACUAACGUUUCUAAACCACUUUAUUUUUCUUGCAACUUAAAAUUUUUCUUUGUAUAAUAGAUUCUUAUGUGAAGAAUAUUUUAUUAUGAAAAUUUUAACUAUAAUAAAGUUUGGUAAGUUUGGCGAAUUUUCUUAAAUGUUGCUUUACGAAGUAGCAUUACCUGUGUGUCGAUUUUGUAUUUGCAAUUUCAAUUUUGUUAUUUGUAGUGUAUAUCAUAUCAUGUCAUUUUUUCUUUCGCCAAUGUGUUUGAAAAUUGGAGUUGUUUUACCUAUAAAAAUAUGUGAUGAUAAAUGACUCAUUGGAUAACUUGAA